AGCCACUUCUGCCUCACACCAUGAACUCGCUGGCCAUCCUGCUGGUCCUCGUGGCCGCCGUCGCUGCUGACAAGAUCCCGGACUUCGUGGUCCCCGGCCAGUGUCCUGCUGUUUAUGAAAGCAAGUUAUGGGCUGAGCAGGUCCCAAAGCACGCCAAUUAUGCCGGUGUAUGGUAUGAGUUCGCUCUUACUAACAACCCAUAUCAGUUGAUCAACAAAUGUGUCCGCAACGAAUAUUUCUUCGAUGGCAAUCAGUUUGAAGUCAAGUCAACUGGCUUGAAUGGUUAUGGAAAACUGGUGAAGCGCAAUGGGAGGGUGUAUCCCAAUCCCUUCGGUGAACCUCAUCUGACUAUUGACUACGAGAACUCGUUUGCCGCCCCUUACGUGAUCCUGGACACGGACUACUCCAACUUCGCCUGCUUGUACUCCUGCAUGAGCUUCAACAAUCUUUAUUACUCCGACUUUGCCUUCAUCUUCUCCCGCUCCCCCAGUCUCGAUGACAAGUUCGUGAAGCACUGUGAAGCCGUCUUCAGGAACCUCAAAGUGGACACUUCCCGCUUCCUGCAAACUGUUCAAGGAUAUUCAUGCGAUUAUGAUGCCCAAAAAUAUCUCUGAGCUCCCUUUUCUUAUGAAACAUUAGUUAUGACAAUGACACAUGCACGUUGUCGUAUCUCAUUGCGUUUGACGACCCCCAUUUACUUAUGUAUUUUUCCUAUAGUAAUAUACCCAGUAAUCAAAGAGAAUCAGAUGAUGAUAUUUAUUUGUAUGUCAUAAAAUUAUGCACCUAGUGAUUGUAAACAUGUGUGAUAACACAUAUUUUGGCAAAUAUAUUCAUAUUCGUGAA
Procambarus clarkii (red swamp crayfish) is the source of this 843-nucleotide messenger RNA. Its product is annotated as crustacyanin-C1 subunit-like. Lineage: Eukaryota; Metazoa; Arthropoda; Malacostraca; Decapoda; Cambaridae. The record is from RefSeq and is a predicted model, not a curated record. Gene Ontology annotation, cellular component: cytoplasm. Gene Ontology annotation, biological process: lipid metabolic process; response to reactive oxygen species. Gene Ontology annotation, molecular function: pigment binding.